Molecule: messenger RNA, 567 nt
Organism: Solanum tuberosum (potato)
Lineage: Eukaryota; Viridiplantae; Streptophyta; Magnoliopsida; Solanales; Solanaceae
Exons: 1
Coding region: 1-567 (188 amino acids)
Molecular function (GO): nucleic acid binding
Source: RefSeq, a predicted model, not a curated record
AUGAAUGGAGUUGUUGAAGUUGCCAACAAGAAUAUCAAGAAGAUUUUGAGAAAAAUGAUUAACAAUCACAGAGGUUGGCACAAGAUGUUGCCCUAUUCUUUGUUGGGUUACAGAAUGACCGUCAGAACGUCAAUCGGAGCUACUCCAUACUUGUUAGUAUAUGGAACAGAAGCAGUUAUACCUGUAGAGAUUGAAAUACCUUCAUCGAGAAUUAUCCUAGAAGCUGAAUUAAGUGAUGUUGAUUGGGUUCGAAAGCGGAUUGUUCAGUUAACAUUGAUUGAUGAGAAGAGAAUGGUUAUUGUUUGUCAUGGUCAACUGUAUCGACAAAGAAUGAUUCGUGCUUUCCACAAGAAAGUAAGAGCCAAAAUAUUCAAAAUUGAUCAGUUAGUUCUCAAACGCAUUUUCCCUCAUCAGGAUGAGUACAAAGGGAAAUUUGCACCAAAUUGGCAAGGACCCUACAUGGUUCGCAAAGUGUUAUCUGGAGGUGCAUUGGUCCUGUCAGAGAUGGAUGGCACAGAAUGGCCGAAACCGAUCAACUCAGAAGCUGUUAAGAGAUAUUAUGUGUGA